AUGCUUAAACAUUUUGUUAUUUUGCUAUUGAUACUUGGGACCAUUGCACAGCAGAAGAAGAAAAAAGAUCUGACAAGUUACACGUAAGUUUUUGUUUUUUUUUGUGAAUGUAAACUAAUUCAAAUGUAAACAUUGAUUUAGUGAUGCUGAUUUGGAACGACUAUACGACGAGUGGGAAGAAAAUGAUGAAGAUGAGUUAGAAGAAGAUGAACUUCCUGAGCAUAAAAGACCGCAGAAAAAACUCGACCUGGAAUCAAUGAAAGCGCAGGCAAAAAAUCCCGAAGAACUUCUGAUGAUGUCUAAAAAAGGGCAAACUUUAAUGAUGUUCGUAAAUGUUGUUGAUACUUCUCAACCCACCAAAAGAGAUAUUCGACCAUUUACUGAAAAAUGGACUUCUCUUUGGCAAUCACAACUUUUCAACAAUCACGUAGAUAUUCAGGUAUUUUUCUAAAUUUUUAAAUUUCAUUGUACAUAUUUUUAUUCAGGUUUUCGUGAUCGAUGACAAUCGCGCAAUCUUCAUGUUCAAAGACGGUUCACAAGCAAUGGAAGCCAAAACCUUCCUCCUGAAACAGGAAUAUGUUUCAGAAGUCAGUAUUGAAGGACAGAUUUUCAAAGGUCCAGCGAACCCAAAAAGCGAGUUAUAG
Messenger RNA from Caenorhabditis angaria, 644 nucleotides. The record is from the annotation of a GenBank genome assembly. Lineage: Eukaryota; Metazoa; Nematoda; Chromadorea; Rhabditida; Rhabditidae.